ACCCUAAUCUUGCUGCAAAAGUUUCCUGAAUUCUCUUCUUUUCUUAAGGUAUAUCUUUGUCUCUGAUCUCUUAUAUUCAGCUCCUUCGUCAGUUCUUUUGGUACUUAUAUUUCUAUUCCUUUUCAGAUGUCGAUGAUAAUCUACGCUAAGACUCUUACAGAAAAGACCAUAGCCCUUGACGUUGAAAGCUCUGACACCAUCAGUAAUGUCAAGGCAAAAAUCCAAGACAAAGAAGGGAUUCCUCUAGACCAGCAAAGACUCAUAUUUUCGGGUAAACUGCUAGAGGACGGCCGUACUUUGGCUGAUUACAGUAUCCAAAAGCACUCAACUCUCCACUUGACCCUCAGGUUGAGAGGCGGUAUGCAGAUAUUCGUCAAGACCCUAACCGGUAAAACCAUUACCCUAGAAGUUGAGAGUUCAGACACCAUCGACAAUGUUAAAGCUAAGAUCCAGGACAAGGAAGGCAUCCCUCCGGAUCAACAGAGACUAAUCUUUGCUGGCAAGCAGCUCGAAGAUGGUCGCACUCUUGCUGAUUACAACAUCCAGAAGGAGUCAACUUUGCAUUUAGUGCUUCGUCUGAGAGGUGGUAUGCAGAUCUUUGUCAAGACCCUUACCGGCAAAACCAUAACUUUGGAAGUUGAGAGCUCAGACACGAUCGAUAGCGUGAAGGCAAAGAUUCAGGACAAGGAAGGGAUCACACCAGACCAACAGAGACUUAUAUUUGCUGGCAAGCAGCUUGAGGAUGGUCGUACGCUUGCAGAUUACAACAUCCAAAAGGAGUCAACACUUCACCUUGUUCUGCGUCUUCGUGGUGGGAUGCAGAUAUUUGUCAAAUCUUUGGCAGGCAAGACAAUAACGCUUGAGGUGGAAAGCUCUGAUACGAUUUACAAUGUGAAGGCAAAGUUCCAAGACAAGGAAGGGAUCCCACCAGUCCUGCAGAAGCUAUUAUUUGCACGGAAGCAGCUUGAAGAUGGUCGCACUUUAGCGGAUUACAACAUCCAGAAAGAGUCGACUCUUCACCUUGUUCUCCGUCUCGGCCAUGGAAGCUUCUGAACAAGAACUAUGGCAGUAUUUACUGCUUUGUUUUUCCUUUUCGUUUUAUUGUUAUGUUUUAGCUUUUGA
Molecule: messenger RNA, 1122 nt
Organism: Camelina sativa (false flax)
Lineage: Eukaryota; Viridiplantae; Streptophyta; Magnoliopsida; Brassicales; Brassicaceae
Source: RefSeq, a predicted model, not a curated record